Fusarium redolens is the source of this 637-nucleotide messenger RNA. RefSeq lists its product as uncharacterized. The coding region runs from base 96 to 461 and encodes 121 amino acids. The record is from RefSeq and is a predicted model, not a curated record. NCBI's taxonomy places the organism in Eukaryota, Fungi, Ascomycota, Sordariomycetes, Hypocreales, Nectriaceae. The transcript has a single exon.
AUAUUUGGAUGAAAAUAUUGGCGGGGACCUCAGAGCAAAUGGGUUAACGACAUGCCCUGGAUGUACGGUUGGCACUGACAGUUGAGAGGGGCGAUAUGAAACUGCCCUUCUACUCUUGCUUUGCCUGUAUGAUGUUUGUUCUGGUGAAGAUUUAUAUACCCCCGAGCGCAACUCUCUUCUAUUAUAAAAGCAUCAUCACUUAUUACUCAUUUACUUCUUACCUUGUGACUUGUAUCAUGAUGCUCAAAGACUCUUUGUUUGAUAAAUUACAACUUCACAGAGACAAACACUUUUCAACACAUCAGGGUAUCAUUAGGCUUCCUCUAUCUGGCAAAGGUUGUCUACAACUGCACUGGUAUCUCUACACACCAAACAGCACUAAAUCUUCCAUUCCAUGCAAGGCUUCUGCAUCGCUCUAUCAACAACAGCAGCGCGUCAAAGGGGGUUGGUUUGGGUUGUGAGGGCUUGCGAUCACAAAAGGUCAAGGUCAUCUCGAUCAUAAAGGUCCAGACGGCGAAAAAUCAGGGUCGAUGAGCUGAGGCAUGUUCAUGUCCGACUGUUUCGUCGUUAUGGUCUGCAUCACAAAGAUGCAAAGUCAAAGGGUGACAGGGAUACGCCGUUCUUAUGUGAACUUGGU